GCUCCGCGGCGUCUGCGUGCGGCAUCCAUCCAUCGUCUCCUACUCUCCUCUCGCUCUCGCUCUCUCCUACCGCCGGCAGAACCAAAAGGGGGAAGCGCUCGACGAACCAUCUCGGCGGCCGAUCCCAUGGCGUCCGCGGCGUUCCGCACCGCCUGCAAGCGCCUCGGCGGCCGCGCCUUCCGUCCAGCGCUGGCCGCGGCGGCGGCGGCGCAGCAGCCCGCGCCUUCUCGCCUCCUGCACUCCAAGGGGCUGAUAAGGACCUUGAGCAGCAAUGUUCCCGCACUGAUUGUCCAGAAACCACAGAACUUCAAAAAGGUCCAUCUUGAGGUGUCGGGCAGACUGGUCCCGGUGAUAGGGUUAACAGACAUGAGCAUGUACAAGGUCUCUUUUUGUGCUGACGACCCAGACAUUGCAGUAAAUGUUGUCAGGCGUUUCAUGAGGGCUCUUCAAUCAGACAGACUGGAGGAUCUCAAGUCCUACCUUAGUCAUGAUGUUUCGAUUGUUGAGAUCAAAAAGAUCGUAGGGGAAGGGGUCAUGCAGGUCCAACUUCAGUCCUUGGAGCACACUGUGGAAGUCAAAUUUGAGCUUGGUUCGCUUAAGGAAUUGGUGAGGGCCGAGGGAGUGUCCACGAGGAACGAGGUGAAGGCCGUCCACAAGGAGCUCACCGAAGUUGAUUUCGCGAAGGUGGUGCUAAAGGGGUGCGUCGUAAACUGCGUGUUCAUGCUCCUAGUGGCCGUGUGGGGCGGGCUUACGUUUGCCACGUCAGCGGAGCUGGAGAUGGCCAUGCCUAACAUUGUGUCAGCUUAGGAGGGGUAAGAGCGGGUGUGAGGUAGGUGGUGGUGGUGUAUCCAGUUUUAUGUCUUGGCGUUCAGUCUGAAACUGGCAUUUUGGGGAUGUUGCUUGAUCCGUGUUGGUGAGUGUAGGUAGAAACGGACGUGAAUCUGAAAUGUUCAAGAUGUUGGUUGGGACCUUGAUGAUAUGAAAUUGGAGAUGUGUUGGCCGGUGGGA
Molecule: messenger RNA, 1008 nt
Organism: Triticum urartu
Lineage: Eukaryota; Viridiplantae; Streptophyta; Magnoliopsida; Poales; Poaceae
Source: RefSeq, a predicted model, not a curated record